AUGGCAUCAAGUUAUCAACAAGCACAAGCCCAGUAUGCUUUAGAGUCCACUAAUACACAUGAAACUUUUGUCCCAAAAACUUUGAGUUUUAACGAUUGUGUGUGUGUAGGGCUGCAUGUUUUUAUCGAAAAAAAUGGUGAGAAAGAAGAUGCGAUGCAAUUGUUGUUGGGCAGUAACUUCAACUUAGAGAAAUUUUUAGAACUAAUCAAUUCAUCCCACCGAUCGACAAUGCCUGGCAUAGAGCCACAACGGGGGCGUAUGCUCAGAGGAAAAAGUGUCAUUGAAACAGCAACUGACUACAACCAAACUUUUGCUGUAAGAGGAGCUUCAGCAUUUCAACCCCCUCAACAACCAUUUUUCAACAACCAAAAUCUUGUGUCUCAGCAGUUGCAGCAACAAAUGUUGUUGCAAAAGGUUGGAUUAUUAGGUGCUGGCAACGCACCUGCCGGAAUGCAACAUGCCAGAUCAUCCUCCAUGGUUCCAAAGUUAGAUUCAUCCUUGUUCAACAGUGGGAGUAACAAUAAGAAUCAACAGAUUCAACAACUUCAGACGUUGUUGCAGUUGCAGUCUGUCUUGCAGCCGUUGCUUGUUGAGAGAGCACAAUUGCAACAAAACACAGUUAUACCUGCUCCUCAAAAGAAAAAUAGAUUAGAAGUUUUGAAUAUGGAUAUCUUCAAGGUGAAGGCCCUGAUUGAUCAGCUGCAACUGUAUGGACAUACAGGUGCGCCCACAUCAUCCCUUUCAUCGUCAGCACUCUACAAUCAAUCUGAUCCAACUGGUGUAGAGGAAGCACGUCUUCUGCAGGCACUCGGCCAGUUGAAACUUGAUCAGAUAUCUCCAACUUCGUGUACUUCUUCCUUGCUUAGCAACAGCAGUGUCACAGCUGACCUGGUUUCCUUGCUUCAAAACACGGCAGGUGUCACUCAUAGCAUCAACAGCUGGCUACCUAACAUGUGUUCCGGUGCUGAUAACUUUGGACAUGGGCAGUCGAAAGAUGGAUGGAAUAUGCUCCACCAUGGAAAAUCCUCUACAUCGUUUGGAGGAAUGUAUCCACCUCCUCCACCUGGUCUCAACAGUUCAGACAAGAUGGGUGGCGGUUAUGUCGGUCAACCAGGACCAUUUAGUCGAAGCACAUCAUGGGCUCCUGGAGAGAAAAUUAAAACAGGUCCUCCUCACACAUCACAAAUAUGCUGGUUCCUUAUCAAGAACACCUCAGUUGUUAGUUCUUUUUCUUUUCAUUAUUUGUUGCCAUGA
Molecule: messenger RNA, 1254 nt
Organism: Helobdella robusta
Lineage: Eukaryota; Metazoa; Annelida; Clitellata; Rhynchobdellida; Glossiphoniidae
Exons: 6
Coding region: 1-1254 (417 amino acids)
Source: RefSeq, a predicted model, not a curated record